AUGUCAACCACACCGGUGAAGCAGCGGAAGCGCAACAAGCGGUGGCUGAGCCUCGAGCUUCCCUCCGUCGAGGAGAUUGCAGACAUUCCUGAUGAGGUGCUUGCAACUCGUAUUCUGCCGAAGGGGUUCUAUCUGUGGUUCCUCAUGCANCACAUGCGCACCAUGUGUGCAGCGCUUUCCGAGGAUGUGUUUCUCACUCGUGGUGUCUUGGACUACUUGUAUGACUACACCCGCUGGGGUCCAAAUAAGGCGCACAACACACUGUUUCUCUGCGCCGCGUUCAACCGGGAUAAUCAAUGCCACAACGGCUUUCUAUGCCGUGAGGUGCAUUGCUCUCUCAGUGUGGAUGCAGCUGUGGAGGCCAGCACCUACAACGUCUUCAGUAAUGCAAACGGCUCCCCAACUCUGGCGGAGGAGGAGGAGGGGUCACCGUGUGUUCCACAGAAAGUUCUCUUACGGCACUCACUACAUUCUCGAUGGACGCCGUCCUGGGCGUACCCGACGCUGCCCAAAGGCGUCAUAUUCCGCGUCGCACUGCCCAACAGUCCGAAGCCUGUGGAGGAGUACGACAGUGGGCGUCUCUUUGUCACCAAAGUUGUACGGGAUCACUACGACCGUCUGUUGCGCAAUGAAGCACCUGUCAUGACGCUGCAGCACUGCGCCAACUUCUCCAAAUACGGUGUGUGCUGCUUUGGCGAGAGCUGCCAGUUCGUUCAUGUUGUGCAUUACGGAGUGCGCCCGGAGUCCUUAACGAGCGAUGACACCAAAUCCGUUGCGAGCGAGCGAAGCAACGACAAUGUGUCCCCGAUUAGCCGUAGCCGCAGCCGAAAGGGGAAGAAUGCGUCCAUUUCCGAUGGCACGGCGGGUAUUUCCAAGACAAGUCAGCCGACUACGGUUUUCUCAGCACUAUCUUCCCCUGGGGCAUCUCUAACGGGCGUACCGCUCGCAGGCGCUUCACAAAGCAGUACUUUUGACGGUUCCUUUACUACUGCUCCGUACCUGAUGAUGCCCCCGCCGGUGGUACAGACUUCGCAACAGCCUCCGAAAUAUGAAAACCCACAGUCACAACAGCAAUGCCAACAGCUACCAUAUAUGCCGCCAGAGAGGUUGAGCUGCUUUAGCGCGAUGGGAGCACCGUUUCUCAUGGUCCCUGAGCCGAGGAUGGCACAGCCGCCACCGCAACCAGAGCACCCGCCGCGACAGGUGUUUACAUUCAUGGCCCCAUCGCCAGACGGCCAAAUAAGAAUGAUGCCGCAGCUCUACGUCAUGCCGUACUGA
Trypanosoma grayi is the source of this 1278-nucleotide messenger RNA. RefSeq lists its product as hypothetical. Gene Ontology annotation, molecular function: metal ion binding. The transcript has a single exon. NCBI's taxonomy places the organism in Eukaryota, Euglenozoa, Kinetoplastea, Trypanosomatida, Trypanosomatidae. The coding region runs from base 1 to 1278 and encodes 425 amino acids. The record is from RefSeq and is a predicted model, not a curated record.